UUCCAGAAUUCAGAGCCCAUGGCAGAAUCCAACCACGCAUCAUCGGAAGUCCACGACUCUUCGGACGACGUCGACUUUGUCGAUACAGUAUCGUCACCGAAACUCAACCCAUCUUCCACCCCGGAACCUUCGUCACCGAAUCAGAUCGAGGAUCACGUAAACAAUGCAGCGCCCGACUUGCAGAAGGACGCCGUUCAGGAAAACGAAGAAGCAACACCCCAAGUGCAAGCUGAUAAUACCCCGGAUCAGGAUGAGGCAUUCGAAGCAGCAGAUGCAGCAAACGACGAAUGGAACGAGAAUGGGGAUGAGGACGAUUUUGGCGAUUUCGAUACGGAAUUCGUGGAAGCCGACGACGAUGCAUUUGGUGAUUUCGAUGAUUUUGAAGGCGCUGAAACCGUGGAUGCCAUGGAUGACUUUGAAACAGAUAUACCACCGCCUCCUCCGACGGAUGCAGAGAAAUAUGUGACAGUCUUGGAAGAAGCCCCCGAUCCGGAUACUAUUGCCAACUACGUUGAAGGGUAUUUAACUGAUUUAUGGAAGGAUUCAUCAGAAGAACGGGUAGCAUCGCCUUUAUCCAUGACGGAUCAUGAUCAUCAUGAAAAGGAUAUUCUGUGUACAAAAUGCAGUGCGGAUCUGUGGGAAAAAUUAUCGCGAGAUUCGAUCUUUUACAAUCCCAUCACUGGGGCUCUCGGGCAAUUUCAAUGGACUCGGUCAGAAACGAAUCGUGCUUAUUUACGAGCACUGGGCGUGUCGAUCAACUAUGAGGAAAAAUCCAGUUUAAGCAGCGGAUCAUUGUCGAAUUGCUCUUCCCCCGUAGCAGGAUACCGUUCGAGCAACAAACGACCGCAAUCCAACUAUCUCGAGUCCAAAUCGAACAAUUCAUCCGGCGUGUCACUCCAUGAAGAGAGAAAAUCGUCUCCCAACGGCCAUUUGCGCUCAGCUUCGUUAUCAGGCAUGGCGGUAUCAGCAGGCAAGGCAAGGCCGUUUGAACAAGAGAAAAAGGCAGUGGAACCUGAAGCCGAAUUAGAUAUUGAUAUUGCCAAAGCUUACUGUGAACUCACUGAAGAAACCAUUCGUGUUUUCCCGGAUGUGAAAUUAACGGCCAUGAUUGGAGAAUUAACACGGUUACAACGCCAAGCAACGGAAUACCUAGGUUAUUUGCUGGAUCAACGAGAGCAGUUAUUGAUGGAUGCGGAAACAUACAACGACCUGAUCAGCUGUAUCGUUGGUCACGCUCAACGACUGCGGGAACAAAGUGUCAAUAAAGACGCCAGUCCAGCCAUGGUCAGCAAAAAGAAAAAGAGCGGCGCAUUUUCCGGGAUGAUGCGACGCAAACAGAACAGCAGUAUACCAGGUUACAGUGCUUCCAUGGGUGGAGGGGUGGUCGGUAUCCAACAACCCGGUCAACCCACGAACAAAACCCCCACCAACCCGAUAACAGAAGGACGACGAUCGAUGUAGAUAAUAGACACCUCAGUACUCGUUUUCUUUUUCUUAUGUUCCUAUUUUCUUCUGUAGCUUUCUUUCCUUCCAAAAUAUACCAGUUUAACUUGUUAUUAUUAUGCAGAAGUUGUUCUUUCUGCUUAUUUCUAGUAUCUCCACAAUAAAAACCGAACCCCAUUUGUACGUAU
This is a messenger RNA of Radiomyces spectabilis, 1631 nucleotides long. RefSeq lists its product as uncharacterized. Bases 19 to 1461 code for a protein of 480 amino acids. NCBI's taxonomy places the organism in Eukaryota, Fungi, Mucoromycota, Mucoromycetes, Mucorales, Radiomycetaceae. The transcript has 5 exons. The record is from RefSeq and is a predicted model, not a curated record.